UAUAAUGCGGGACAUAACAUUCCCACGCAUCAUGGAGGAGUAUCUGCAAGGCUACCGGGAGCAUUAUGAGUGCAUCGACCCUACAGUCAGGCUCCAAGAAAACGCAGUCUCCAAGAUAAGCCGAGUGAAAUCGUUCCUAACCUUCAUGGCACACGGUUUCAAGCGCCUGUCUGACUGGCUCUUUAUGAGAGAUUUGAAGAGGAUACGUGGCUGGUCCCGGAGCCUGAUAACGUCGAGCCUACAGGUCACGACCUCUGACUUCUAUAUCAAAAAUAUAGCACACUUUGUCAAAUACAUGUCAGCCACACCAUGCAAGGGUAGCAGGCUCAACCAAAAUGACAUGACCUUAAUAACACGGGAACUUGGUGCCAUCCUGAAGUCCCUGAGGAAGAAGGUGGUUAUCCACCAGAUGCAGGUGAAGCGGGACAAGAUGGAAGGUCUGCCGAGCCAUAAAGACAUCAUCGCAUGUUUGACUGCGGCCAAUACUCUCAUCCCUCAGCUCCUGGACGUGAUGGCCAGCAAUCCGACUACCGCAACCCGGCUGUUGCUCUAUGGGUACCUGACCCUCCAUUGGAGCUGCAUCUAUGGCCACCGUCCGGGGGUCUACUCGAACAUGACCAACGCCGAGGUCCGAAAGGCGGAGACAACUGGCACUGCCUUUGGCUACCUCAUCCACGUAAGCAACCACAAGACGGCCAGCGCGUUCGGGGAAAGCGCAGCUAUACCUCACCAUAGAAGAGUUUGGAUGGAUGAAGAGGUGGCUGGAUAUAAAGGAGACGCUGACAUGGGUGAAGAGAGGGUGCCAGACUCUGCACCAACUUCACCCGAUACAGACAUUGUUACCAAUGCACAAGCCAGUGACCAACUUGCAAAUAUGCAAUGCGUUGUUCAAAUCAGUCCCCUUGUGCUGGAUGAGUGAACAAUGCUAUACUGUUAUAAAGUGACAAUGUCAAUGUAUAUAUAUAUAUUUCUGUGAAUAAAGUUUGUUAAAAUUA
Molecule: messenger RNA, 995 nt
Organism: Gymnodraco acuticeps
Lineage: Eukaryota; Metazoa; Chordata; Actinopteri; Perciformes; Bathydraconidae
Exons: 4
Coding region: 5-919 (304 amino acids)
Source: RefSeq, a predicted model, not a curated record